Cuscuta campestris is the source of this 2745-nucleotide messenger RNA. The record is from the annotation of a GenBank genome assembly. Lineage: Eukaryota; Viridiplantae; Streptophyta; Magnoliopsida; Solanales; Convolvulaceae.
AACUUUACUCCACUACCGUGUAUAUAUGUAACUUGUGAAUUGAUAUAUGUUUUUUUUAUUAUUUCAGAAUGUUUAGCUCGAGUGAAGCCACGUCUGUUGCCAACAAAUCUAAUUUGACGAGAUCCUUAAUGGAAGAAAAACAUACUAAAGGUAGAAGCACUCAACAGCCUAAAUGCUUAGCACCUGGUAUGCUUGCCCAAAUGCGUGCAAAUAGACAAAGUUCUCAUCAAUUUGGUAACACUACUAAAGUCUUCGCACCAGGGCCGAAUACUACAUUUCCCUAUACGACUCGUGGCAUAGGAGCUUCAACAUAUGGUAUACUAUUUAAAAUAAUAAUUUUAUUUAUGAACUAACAAACACGUUUAACCAUCAUUUUAUUGUAAUUCAAAAAGUGCUCUCUCAUCCCACACUCUAAUUAUGCAUUUUGGGGAAAAAGAAGUGAAAGACAAUGAUUUCAAUGAAGAUAGCUCUUUUUUAGAUAUUUUGAACUUAUGCAAAAAGUUCAUAGAUAUCUAUUCUGUUGGUAUCAAAGUUAUCGAUGGACAUGGUAGACCUUUAAGAAAUGAUAAAGAUGUUUUAGCAAUGUUGAAGGACCAUGAGGAUCGUUCAUACAUACAUGUUUAUUUAGUGGAGGACAAAAGGGCUCGUCCUUUGAGCUUUGUGAUGCCAUCGGACAAUUUUACAUUGGAUGGUACCCACACUCUAAUUAUGCACUUUGGGGAAAGAGAAGUGCAAGAGAAUGAUUUCAAUGAAGAUAGCUCUUUUUUGGAUAUUUUGAACUUAUGCAAAAAGUUCAUAGAUAUAUAUUCGGUUGGGAUCAAAGUAACUGAUGGACAUGGUAGACCUUUAAGAAAUGAUAAAGAUGUUAUGGCAAUGUUAAAGGAGCAUGAGGUUAUUCCGUGCAUACAUGUUUAUUUGGAGGAGGAUAAAAAGGCCCGUCCUUUAAAUUUUAUGAUGCCAUCAGACAAUUCCACAUUGGGUGGUACCCACACUCUAAUUCUGCAUUUUGGGGAAAAGGAAGUGCAAGAGAAUGACUAAAGAAUUUCAGAAAAUGAGUCAGCAGAAUUCAAAGAAUAAAUCUGCAUCAAAUAUGGGAAUGCCUCAUCGUAGUGGAAGUAUGCCACACAGAGAAAUCAUAUAUGAAAAUGGUGGAAAAGAUUCCAAAACACCGGACUUGGCAGAAAUUUUUUUAAAGACACGAAGCAAAAAUGGAACACUGUGUGAGAAGGAGAAAGAAAAAUAUGAUGAGAUUGUGAAGACUGUUAAGUCCAAUCCAUCACUUUCAAGUCUUGAGGUUGCUGAAAAACACUUCGGUCCACAACGCCAUGGUCAUGUUUAUUGUUUUGGAGGUGGGGUGAAGCGAAAGCACUUUAAGGACUCCAAAGAAGUGUACAUCAGAGAUUUGGAAGCAAAACUCCGUAAGAAGGACGAAGAGAAUCAGGACCUCAAGAGACGUAUGGAUAUGUUUGAAAGUAGGUUAAAUAUAAUGGAGACAGGAACAUUUUCUAGAGAUCAACCUUCCACUCCAGAUAAUGAUCACCGAUUUGAUGAGUUUAAUGGUGAGAAUGAUGAGUAGCUACUACUUCUACACAAAGUUACCUUAUUGGAAAAUGUCUUGAUGCAAAUGACGUGCAUGAUGUUGAAACUUGAGAAGAGUAUUAAGAUUUAUGAAUUUUCUUCAAUAGUUUGUUUUUUUGGAUUCUAUUUUUUAUUUUGUUUGGAUUCUAUGGUUAAUGAAUACGUUUUUUCCUUUAUUGUGAUUCUUUGCUUAUUUGUUUACCUUUUGGUAUUAUUUGGGAUAAGGACUUUGUGACUAUUGAGUUUCUGCUUGAUGAAUUGGUAAAUGGCAACUUGCCAUGGGUUUUGGUUGUUCUAUUCUGUUUUGAAGAUUCUUGUAGGUUGGUACUAUGCAAGUGGUCAUGGAUGUCAGUUUGACUUCAUAGUUCAAAUCGGGUGAUGACUUCUGAUGAUCAAGUGAAGUGGAUGCUUCCCUUGUUUCCUACACUGUUCAGGGAUGGUCUUUUACUGGUGGUUGCAUCAGGUAGAAAUACAAUAUCAAUUGCAAGCACCAUUAAAAGAUUGGCAUCUGAAAAUUAACGUGUUUGUUAUCCAGCGGAGCAGACCUUGCAAAUACGGUGUAGACCUUUCCAAGCAGAUAACGUCUUUGCACAAUAUUUAUAGCACGGCACGGCAGCACAAGGGGCUUAAAGACCCCUUUUGUCAACUAAUAAACUCUAAUGCCUCGGGGUAUUUCUUUUGUGAGCUACAUAUUUACAAAGCUAACCAUCUUCAGAAACUUCAAUUCGUUCACUGACACAUGUAGCCACCUUGUUUGCUACCUUGCUGCCCUUCCAUGCAUGUUGUUCACCAUCUCACCUCCACCUCCGGGCAUAACUCCUUGUGCUAGUCAUGCAAACUCAAGACUCUGUGUUGUUCCACCCCGCUAUAUACCACCCCACGUCGUCUCUGAGCAGAUGCAGCCUUGCCUUCCAAACUGUCAGUUUCAAGUGAAAUCCUGAAUUGCGACUAAGACAGCAUUGAGAAAGGUGUUGAUAAGGACAAUGACAAAGUUGAAGUCGUCGUUCUUAUAUGUUGAACUCUAAGUGGAAGUGAACAUUGAAGAUUUAGCUUUGGAAGUUGAUUGUUGCUGUUCUGAAGAGCAGGGCAAUUUGCUUUUAGGUUAUUGAGUUGGAUUCUACUUUCUAACUUAGACUUCUUUUUUUUUGUCUCAAAGGGCUUUGGUUU